UGAAUAGGAUUCCGCUUGAUAUUUGCACCAUCACGACGGUGUUCUAUCAUUCACUCCCGCCCAUUCAGGUACUCAGGUCCAAGUAGUGCUCACAGGUCAUACACAGGUUUCGGCUUCUAUAAAUAAUCCUGCUGACGAAAAACAACGGCGCCGGCUCCGAGCGCAGUUGGGCAUAGUCCUGUGCCUGUACAAGCCGUUCAACUUCGUAGCCCACGCCGUUCUCAGCAUCCGUAGAAAUGCCAACCUAUAAAUGAUCUCCCAAUAGAUCCCACUUCGAACCAAACAUAACGAUGAACUUAUUUACCAUCCCCUCUCCAUCAAGUCUCUGGACAACCGUACGUUCGGGUGGCGCAUUUCACGUUGCUUGUUCAUUUGCUACAUUAUGGGCUUUUGUCAAAGUCCUAAGGAUGCUUCGCUGGAGAGUGAAGACGACUCAACUGCUGGGUCCGCCUCGUACCAGCCUCCUAUAUGGCGUUUCGCGCGACCUCGCCAUAUCUCAAGAUAGUGGUGCAAUCUAUGAACGUUGGGCAACGGAAUAUGGGGUAGUGUAUAUGAUUCCGAGCGUCCUCGGGCAGACUAGAGUCGUGCUGUGUGACCCAAGAGCUAUUGCACAUUUCUACGCCCGCGAGACUCGGACAUAUGUGCAGACGCCCCUUUCGUUGGCGCUUCUGAAGGCAUCAGUUGGCAAAGGGCUACUAUGGGCUCAGGGCGAAACCCACAAAAGGCAGCGGAAGGCCCUCACGCCAGCAUUCAGUAAUGCAGCCAUUCGGAAGCUCACAUCGGUGUUUUAUGACUCAGCAUACAAGGCCAAAGGAAAAUGGGAUACUGUCCUUGAAUCGAGCAAAGAUGGUGACGCUGUAAUUGAGGUCCAGAACUGGAUGAAUCAUAUAUCUUUGGACACGAUUGGCAUUGCUGGUUUCUCCCAUGAUUUUGGCUCGCUCGAUGGAAAGCGCGUCAGCGUGACCGAAGUGUUUGAUGCAUUUGGAAGCAACAAACCUUCAGCAGCGAACGAAAUUUUUAUCCUACUCGCAUCAGUAUUUCCUAUCAUUCUCAAGAUCCCCACUGAGCGGCGGAAUCUGUUCAAGAAACUGAGCAUCACCAUGGGACAAAUAUCUAACGAAUUGUUGAUUCGCAGCCGCCGGGAAAAGGAUGUCAACAUAGGCGAGAGAGGCCAGGAAAGUUCUGUUAUCGGAUUGUUGAUUAAAUCCGAAGGUCAAGAUGCCGAGUUGUAUAUGUCGGAGGAGGAAGUAGUGGCUCAGAUGAAGGUCCUACUUCUCGCGGGUUAUGAGACGACAUCCACCAGUCUUACGUGGGCGCUGAUCGAGCUAUCACGACACCCCGAUGUUCAAACCAGGCUCAGAGGGGAACUGCUUGCCUUUGGCCCUGAUCCGACAUAUGAUCAAUUAAAGGCCAACCUCCCCUACCUGGAUGCGGUUGUGCAUGAAACCCUACGACUUCAUCCUCCAGUGCCAGAAUCCACUCGUCUUGCAGCAGCAGAUGACGUUAUUCCCUUGAGCGUACCUGUGCGCACGAUGUCUGGCAACAUGACAGAUAGUAUAUCUAUAGCGAAAGGGACAUUGAUCACGAUACCAAUCGGGGCAAUCAAUCGCUCUUCGACCAUCUGGGGACCUCACGCAAAGGAAUUCAAGCCUGACCGUUGGCUGACUGAAGACGGCAUCGGUGGGAAGGCCAAAGAAGUCCAAGGUCAUAGGCAUCUGCUGACAUUUAUUGAUGGCCCGAGGACGUGCCUUGGAAAAGAUUUUGCGAUCAUGGAGUUCAAAACGGUUUUAUCGGUUCUGGUGAAGAACUUCGUGUUUGAGAUGCGGGAUGGACCAGAUACCCCAGUCGAAGUUGCGAGGGGGAUUUUACCUCGUCCACGGGUUGUUGGAGAAGAUGGUACUGGAGUGCCUUUGAGAAUCCGUCGGUAUGAAUGA
Suillus fuscotomentosus is the source of this 1934-nucleotide messenger RNA. Its product is annotated as cytochrome P450. The record is from RefSeq and is a predicted model, not a curated record. The coding region runs from base 291 to 1934 and encodes 547 amino acids. Lineage: Eukaryota; Fungi; Basidiomycota; Agaricomycetes; Boletales; Suillaceae. The transcript has 12 exons. Gene Ontology annotation, molecular function: monooxygenase activity; iron ion binding; heme binding.